AGUCAAAAAAACGGCGCGUUGUUGACAGUAAUUUUUGUGCGUUCUGUUAUUACUUACUCAUUUGUUUGUAAUUUGUUUAUUAGUAGAAGUAUAUUGUAAUUGAAAAGCUGUUUCUAACGCGGUAAUUGUAAAAUUCAAGAUAUAAAAUGAGUUUCACAUUCGGCCAACCGACUACUACAGCGGGCGGCAGUUUUGGUACUUCUCCAGCGCAAGGCUCGCUAUUUGGAGGAGGAGAUGCAACCAAAGCGUUUCAGUCGCCUACAGAGAAUAAGGGUGGUCUGUUCGGGGGUGCAGCAACAAGUACACCAGCUUUCGGAAGCUUUGCUUUCGGUGCUAAGACUACAACCACUACAUCUGGUUUGUUUUCUACUCCAGCUCAAAGCACACCAGCAUUUGGUGGUAGCAAACCCUUAAACUUCAGUUUCUCGUCACCACCCAAUCAAAACGUAGGCAGCCCAGCUUUUGGUCAACCAGCCAAUCAGAAUGCAGCCCAAAAUUUGUCUUUCGGUGCCAACACACAAGCACAAAGCACUCCGGCUUUUGGUGCUGCGGCCACUACUACACAAGCAUCCAGCGGAAUAUCGUUUGGUACACCAGCAGCCACAACUGGUGCUGGUUUUGGCUUCGCUAAAACUACAGCAUCCACGUUCAGUUUCAACACACCAACUUCGGGAUUCUCUGCUCCACAACCAACUGUAACAACAACACAAGCUACUCAAGGCACGCCUAACUUUGCUACUGGCUCAGCUUUCGGACAGAAUGCCUUCGGGAAUAAAAGUAGUUUUAGUUUCGGUGGUAGCACCGCAGCGGCUACUACUACUGCGCCAGCCUUCGGUACCACCAGCCAGCCUAGUUCACAAGCGAAUGUAUCAUUCUUCGGCAAACCGCAAGCAACACAAAACCAAACCGGUUUCGGCUUAACACAGCAGCCAGCACAAACCCAGCAACAACAAAACACCGGUUUCGGUUUGACAUCACAACCGCAGACUUCACAAAGCGGUUUUGGGUUGACCUCACAGCCCCAAACUGCGCUGAAUACCGGUUUCGGUUUAACAUCCCAGGCUCAAGCAACGCAAAAUACCGGGUUUGGAAUGACUUCACAGCCGCAAACAACACAGAAUACCGGUUUUGGUUUGACUUCGCAACCGCAAACCACACAGAAUACCGGUUUUGGUUUAACUUCCCAACCCCAACAAACAACUCAACCCAGUUUCGGGUUAACGUCACAGCCGCAAACGCAAAAUACUGGUUUCGGAGUGACGUCACAAGCUCAAACCCCUGCAUUCGGCGUUAAAACGACGCAAGCUACCGGUUUCAGUGCACAAACCGGUUUCACGAGUCAAGCAUCCACCAGUUUAGGUUCAAAUACUACCACUGCAGCUUUAGGAACUGCAACACCAAGUUUGGGCCAAGGUGCCCCAAAUAUAAAUUUUGGGGGCACAUCCACUGGUCUCACUUUAGGCACCAGCUCGGCGCCAAAUUCAGGCAAUACGGGGCUCAACUUAGGUACUAAUACCUCUACAGGACUAAACCUAGGCGCCACUUCAACAGGACUAGGAACUAGUACCUCUGGUGGUCUGAAUUUAGGCACAAGUACAUCUAGUGGUCUGAAUUUAGGCACAAGUACAUCUAGUGGUCUGAAUUUAGGCACAAGUACUUCUAGCGGUCUGAAUUUAGGCACAAAUACGUCUACGGGUCUUAAUUUAGGCACAAGCACUUCUAGCGGUCUGAAUUUAGGCACUACAUCGUCUUCAGGGUUAAAUCUAGGUACUACGACAUCUACAGGACUCAAUAUAGGCACUAGUGCGUCUACAGGACUAGCUUUGGGCACUAGUGCUUCAGGAAUAGGAUUUAGUACUGCAACUACUGCCCUUGGUUUUGGGAAACCUAGUACUGCGGCUACGUCUGUUGUUUCUACAACAACUCCAUCUGGCAUAACAGCUCUCGGCAAAUCUACAGCUUCGACAAUGCCAUCUCUGGCUACCACCACUACCACUACCACCACUGUAACAGCGCCCCCACAAGUUAUAUCCGCCAUCACGUUCUCUCAACUAGAAGAGAACAUAAACAAAUGGACCCUUGAGUUGGAGGAACAAGAGAAGACAUUUAUCAAUCAAGCGACUCAGAUAAAUGCUUGGGAUCGGCUACUAAUUGCUAACGGGGAGAAGAUAGUGGAACUAAACGAGGCGGUGGAAACGGUAAAAAGCGAGCAGCAGAGUCUCGAGCACGAGUUGGACUUUGUGCUCGGUCAGCAGAACGAGCUGGAGGAGUUGCUGGCUCCGCUUGAGAAGCAGCUCGGAGACGGAGAGAGAGUUAGAGACCCGGAGAGAGAGCACAUGUAUUCUCUGGCUGAAAAUUUGGACAGUCAACUGAGACAGAUGUCGGAGGAUCUUAAGGAAGUUAUAGAACAUUUGAAUGAGACGAAUCGCAGCCAAGACAGUAACGAUCCUAUCGUACAAAUCGGGCGAAUCCUAAACGCACACAUGUCUUCAAUGCAAUGGAUAGAUAACUCAAUAGCGCAGAUUUCGACUAAACUCGACCACCUCAAAGCAACUCACGAUACCUUAAGGAGAGAUAACGAGAGAUCCUUCCAAUUGACUUAUAGCUAAAUAUUAGUUUUGAAGAUAAAAAAUUAAACAGGUUUGCAAAAAUUUGUCCAGUAUGUGUGGAAAUAAAA
Zerene cesonia (dogface butterfly) is the source of this 2677-nucleotide messenger RNA. It is a transcript of the gene Nup62, whose product is annotated as nuclear pore glycoprotein p62-like. The transcript has 13 exons. The record is from RefSeq and is a predicted model, not a curated record. Gene Ontology annotation, biological process: RNA export from nucleus; protein import into nucleus. Bases 147 to 2609 code for a protein of 820 amino acids. Gene Ontology annotation, molecular function: phospholipid binding; structural constituent of nuclear pore. NCBI's taxonomy places the organism in Eukaryota, Metazoa, Arthropoda, Insecta, Lepidoptera, Pieridae. Gene Ontology annotation, cellular component: nuclear pore; nuclear pore central transport channel.